CCGUGCCUGGAAUUUAGUUUCCCUCCCUCCCAUCCUGCAUCCCAGCAGAGAAGGAUCCUCUUUCUGCGCUCUAGGUGGCUGUGGGGAGGGCUUCUAGCCCCACAUCCAUCCACAAUCCUUCCCCAAACCUUCCUGCCCCAAGGCCAAGAUUCAUCCAAGAUGGGAGUCAGUCGUGGCUGUUUGCUAUGUGUGAAAGUGAAGAUGUUUGUCUUCAACCUUAUCUUCUGGCUGGGUGGCUGUGGGGUGCUCGGCGUGGGAGUCUGGCUGGCUGUCACCCAGGGCCGCUUUGCCACCUUAUCCUUCUCCUUCCCGUCGCUGUCGGCUGCAGGGCUUUUCAUGGCUACCGGAGCCAUCAUUAUGGUUGUGGGCUUCCUUGGAUGCUUGGGGGCCGUUACGGAACAUCGCUGCCUGCUUCUGACGUUCUUCCUGGUUCUCUCCACUCUCUUCCUCCUAGAACUGGUUGGGUUGCUGGUAUUUGUCACCUGCCGAGACAAGUUUGACAGCUACGCUCAGGCCAACCUGAAGGAAGGGCUUAAGCUGUACAGGACGGAGGACAACCGGGGCCUCACCAAUGCGUGGGAUCUCGUGCAGACCGAGUUUCGUUGUUGCGGGGUGCAGAACUACACAGACUGGUUCGAGAGGCACAACAGAACGUGGGUGCCCGAGUCGUGUUGCUUGCAGCCCACUAACUGUCAAGCGGAGAGUGCUCAGCGACAGGAUUUGUGGCUGGAGCCCUGUUAUGUUAAAGUGAAACACUGGCUGGGGGAGAACAUCUCUGCAAUGGGCAUCUUUGCUGCCUGUAUCAUUGUGGUUCAGGUCUUGGGCAUCGUGUUCUCCAUGCUGAUGUACUGCCAGGUCCGGCAGGUGGAGAAAUAUUACGACUGAGUUGGUUCGCUCAUGUUCUUCAUCCCUCGGUCCCUGAAAGGGGUGUGUGCAGAUGAGAAGGGCAUUUCUGGAUCGGCUGGAGUUCUCUCCUGUAUACCACCCUGCCUCUUCCUUGCUCACAACCUUUUAGCCAAGCCUUGGGGCUUCUGCUAAGGCCAAAUCCCCACCAUUUACUCAAAUAUUUUAACCUGGACGGAGGCAGAUCCCCUCCUUCCCUUUUGCUGCCCAACCUCCCCAACUGGGGCUCUGUUUCCUCUCAUCAGCCUAAGUGUUCUUCCCAUUUUGUACCACACAGACCCUCCUUCUCACUCCAAUCCUGUUGCUUUUGUAUAUAAAAGAAUUAUACUGAGCACCAGUAAAACAAUCUGACAAUCUCCCCCAUCUCCUGCCAGUUCUCAUCUGAUGAAGAGAGCUGUGAUUCUUGAAAGCUUAUGCUACAGUAAAGUUGGUUAGUCUUAAUGGUGCUACUGGACUCUUUUCUAUUUCAAUAAAACAGUACAAUACUUUUCUA
Eublepharis macularius is the source of this 1396-nucleotide messenger RNA. Its product is annotated as tetraspanin-4-like. The record is from RefSeq and is a predicted model, not a curated record. The transcript has 8 exons. Bases 160 to 885 code for a protein of 241 amino acids. Gene Ontology annotation, cellular component: membrane. NCBI's taxonomy places the organism in Eukaryota, Metazoa, Chordata, Lepidosauria, Squamata, Eublepharidae.